AUGUUAUGCUCCGUCUGUAACUCUCACUUUAAACCAAUAGAUUACUGCGCUUCCUCGCUUGCAUCUGCAUUACCAUUACCAGCUAUGCCUGAUUUGACAGCAGUCUCCCUCCUUUGCUCGGCAUGUUAUGAACGAAUUAGACAGGCUCUUCUUCUGCAGAAGGACCGGAAUGCUCGUGACGCAGCCAUCAUUGAAAAGCAGAUGGCGCGUAGAAAGCGAAUGCGGGCCUUGUCUGGAAGCUUGAAGGCCGCUGCUCCUUCUAUCAAUAUACAAAGUGAGAUAGAAGAAGAGGAGCAAAAGAUCAAGGAGCUUGAGGAACAGCUGAAACUUCAGAACCCCAACAAACAAAUCCCCACCUUUACAUGCCUCAAUGAUUGCCACCAACUGCGUGUCUCUCGGCAAGGGAGCAUGCGUCCACUGUUUGUCUUCAAUGAAGCAGCAUCUGCGGUAAAUGGGUUCUCGCUUUUGCAAGUAGAUCCUGCUCAUGCUGAGAAGCUUGGGGACACGCUUCAAGCUACAGAUGCGCCUAGUACUGCCCUCCCAGUCCUGCGUAAUAGGGACGGCAUUAAUGCAGCGCUAGCAGAGCUGACUCUCUGCAUCCAGAUGCUGUAUCAAGCAACUUUUGGAGACGUCUAUCGCUCUGUGUUUUCGCGCCAAGGUGCAAUCUCAGAACCCGAAGGGGUUCGCAUUACGAGGCUCUACUCUAUUCUAGUUGCCGCUCUUCCUGCUCCAUUAGUUAUAGUCUACCAUGACGGAGCUCCCACGUCUGUCCUGCAGGCAGUCUCUCAACAGACUCUAGACCCCCAGCUCCGGGGACUUCGGCGGGCAGGGAGGACUGUUUGUGAACUUGUGUGGGAGAAGCCGACGGCGAACGCGAAGCUCUUCACGGGCGCAGACAAGGAUACAUUCUCCCUCGGGCUGGGGGCUCUACUGGGUUUCGUUGUCGACCUCUACAUCUUCCUGGGGCUUGAGUGCCCAUGUGCCAUCACGAUCAGUCGAUACCUACUGAAUAUGCACAGCAACCGUCAGAUGCUUAGUGAGCACUACGGGCUGGGGCUGACGGUGGAUAAGACUGAGACCGCAGGCCAGCGGAAACCUUUACUUCUGAAUCCCCUCUAUGUCUCUUCAGCAGUACUCGAUGUACAAGCGCUUCGGAAGCUGAACAUAAUACUAACACCCGAAGGCGAUCAUCGAACGGCGAGCAUCGAUGGGGCCGCUCCCGUGCACCCCGCAGCGGGACCCGAGCAAUGGAACAGCUUUGUUUGCAAGCUUGUCGUUGUGUGUAAUCGGGUGUACGGGCACAUCAUGGAGCUCCUGCGGCAGUAG
Molecule: messenger RNA, 1326 nt
Organism: Giardia duodenalis
Lineage: Eukaryota; Fornicata; Diplomonadida; Hexamitidae
Exons: 1
Coding region: 1-1326 (441 amino acids)
Source: RefSeq, a predicted model, not a curated record